Rattus rattus (black rat) is the source of this 706-nucleotide messenger RNA. RefSeq names its product prostaglandin D2 synthase (gene Ptgds). Lineage: Eukaryota; Metazoa; Chordata; Mammalia; Rodentia; Muridae. The record is from RefSeq and is a predicted model, not a curated record. Gene Ontology annotation, molecular function: small molecule binding.
GUCUCCACGGUGGCCUCUGCUCCAGCUGCCCACAGUCUUCCUUGCUUUGCCCACGUUGCUGGCCUCAGGCUCAGACACCUGCUCUACUCCAAGCAAAUGGCUGCUCUUCCAAUGCUGUGGACCGGGCUGGUCCUCCUGGGUCUCUUGGGAUUUCCACAGACCCCAGCCCAGGGCCAUGACACAGUGCAGCCCAACUUUCAACAAGACAAGUUCCUGGGGCGCUGGUACAGCGCGGGCCGCUCCAAUUCAAGCUGGUUCCGGGAGAAGAAGGAACUACUGUUUAUGUGCCAGACAGUGGUAGCUCUCUCCACAGAAGGCGGCCUCAACCUCACCUCUACCUUCCUCAGGAAAAACCAGUGUGAGACCAAGGUGAUGGUACUGCAGCCGACAGAGGUUCCCGGACAGUACACCUACAACAGCCCCCACUGGGGCAGCUUCCAUUCCCUCUCAGUGGUGGAAACCGACUACGACGAGUACGCGUUCCUGUUCAGCAAGGGCACCAAGGGCCCAGGCCAGGACUUCCGCAUGGCCACCCUCUACAGCAGAGCCCAGCUUCUGAAGCAGGAACUGAAGGAGAAAUUCACCACCUUUAGCAAGGACCAGGGCCUCACAGAGGAGGACAUUGUUUUCCUGCCCCAACCGGAUAAGUGCAUUCAAGAGUAAACACAGGUGAGAGAAGUCGGUCACAGGACUGGUAACACAUGGU